GACGCCACCAUUGCUAACAGAGAACAUUUAAGCGACUACCUCGAGGAAGUAAUGGCUGCGAGAAAUGAGCGAGAACGACUUCUUACCGAGGCCUUGAACAACUUGGCGCAAGUUAUGGCCAAUCAGGGAGGCGGUGGAGGAGCAACUAUGUACCAUGGGUUAGAUCGCUUUCAGAGGAACAACCCACCUACUUUCAAAGGGGGUUAUGAUCCUGAGGGUGCUGAGGCUUGGCUAAGGGAGAUUGAGAAUAUCUUCCGGGUGAUGGAGUGUCAGGACCAUCAGAAGGUGUUGUUUGCUACUCACAUGCUAGCAGAUGAGGCGGAGUACUGGUGGGAGAACACUCGCCCACGUUUAGAGGGAGCAGGUGGUGUUGUUGUCCAAUGGGAGACUUUCAGACAAACUUUUCUGGAGAAGUAUUUUCCAGAAGAUGUGAAGAAUAGGAAGGAGAUGGAGUUUCUCGAGCUGAAACAGGAAAGUAUGACGGUAGCAGAGUAUGCGGCGAGGUUUGAGAACCUUGUAAGGUAUUUUCCUCAUUAUCAGGGGGAAGCUGGGGAGAGGUCCAAAUGCGUGAAAUUUGUCAAUGGCCUUCGACCAGAAGUAAAAAUGAUGGUAAAUUAUCACGGUAUUCAUAACUUUGCACAGUUGACCAACAUGUGUAGAAUCUUUGAUGAAGAUCAGCGGGAGAAGACUGCUUUUUACAGGAAUGCCAAUGCUAGUCAUGGGAAAGAUAAGAAGCCUGUGACUCACAAUCGUGCUAAGCCAUAUUCUGCCCCUCCCGGGAAAUAUGGAAACCAUUCUGGAGGACAGAGGACUAGUGGAGGACUUCAACCAGUUGGUGGGAGUUCUCAGCCAAUUAACAGGGUGUCUCAGUCUGCGGGUAGAAGUAGUGGUGGUAGUGGUGCUCCUGCUAUCUUGAUUGACAAGAAGCAAGAACCAUGA
Messenger RNA from Glycine soja, 939 nucleotides. RefSeq lists its product as uncharacterized. The record is from RefSeq and is a predicted model, not a curated record. Bases 52 to 939 code for a protein of 295 amino acids. NCBI's taxonomy places the organism in Eukaryota, Viridiplantae, Streptophyta, Magnoliopsida, Fabales, Fabaceae. The transcript has 3 exons.